Molecule: messenger RNA, 1798 nt
Organism: Xenia sp. Carnegie-2017
Lineage: Eukaryota; Metazoa; Cnidaria; Anthozoa; Malacalcyonacea; Xeniidae
Product: phosphatidylserine synthase 1-like
Exons: 13
Coding region: 147-1595 (482 amino acids)
Biological process (GO): phosphatidylserine biosynthetic process
Molecular function (GO): L-serine-phosphatidylethanolamine phosphatidyltransferase activity
Source: RefSeq, a predicted model, not a curated record
AAUAAUUUUAUUCUGUGUCAUACUGUCAAUCUCAUAUAUUUUGCAUUUAUGAUGCCCAGAUUAACAGUGACACACGUGAAAAUCUUCUGCAGGCCGAUCCAAUAUAAAUUUGCAAUCAACUGAUUUGUCUUGACGUCUAUAAAAAAAUGGCGAAAAAUCGCCCCGUAGCACAAAGAGAAAGAAAAUUUUCCUCUUCCUCAGUCAGUACUGAUGAUGAACAUCAUGAUAUCAGUGAACAAAUCGUUUCGGAUGUAACACUUGAAUUCUUCUAUAAACCUCGGACAAUUACUGCACUAUGCUGUUUAUCAAUGUACCUUAUAUAUUUUGCAUCUACUCAUAAUCCUGAAGUUGCUUUGAGCAAGAAUAUUUUUAAAGGAUUGGUUGCCAUUAUUGUCGUCUUUCUAAUUGUUUCUAUGUUGGUUGCUCCUAAUGGACCAUUUACUAGGCCUCAUCCAUUGGUGUGGAGAGUUGUGUUUGGUAUCAGUGUUGUUUACUUGUUGGCUUUUACGUUUUUGCUCUUUCUAAGCUAUAAACAAAUCAAGGAAAUUCUUGUCUUCAUUGACAAUGACCUCAAAUAUGCUGGACCUGAUACCAAGGAAUAUGCUGUAGACUGCAGUCUUACAUGGGCCAAGCUUUAUGACAGUAUGGAUGUAUUUAUACUUUCACAUUUUCUUGGAUGGGCUGGCAAGUCAUUAAUCAUUAGACAUACCAUCCUAUGCUGGGCUGUUAGCAUCACUUGGGAAGUUACAGAGAUAUUUUUUGCUCAUCUUCUACCAAACUUUAAAGAAUGCUGGUGGGAUGCAAUUUUACUUGAUAUUAUCGUGUGUAAUGGAUUGGGAAUAUGUGUUGGUUUGUACCUUUGUAAAAAGCUAGAAAUGAGAACGUACCACUGGGACAGUAUCAAAAAUAUUCAAUCAACGACAGGAAAACUACGACGUGCAAUACUGCAGUUCACUCCAGUCAGUUGGACAGUCGUCAACUGGACGGACUCAAACUCAUCGUACAAACGACUUUUUUCACUUUAUUUUCUUGGUGUUGUUUGGCAGAUUGUUGAAUUGAACACAUUUUUCUUGAAACACAUAUUUCACAUACCAAAUGCUCAUCCUUUAAAUAUAUACCGUUUACUGUUGCUGAGCUUGAUUUCAGCGCCUACCAUUAGACAAUACUAUAUAUACAUAACAGAUAGUAGAAGUAAAAGAAUGGGUACCCAGUGUUGGGUUUUCAUCGCCAUCACGACGGUGGAGCUGUUAAUAUGUAUUAAAUUUGGAACGGAACUUUUUGCAAAGACAGAAAGAAUGAAUAUAGUGUUGUGGCUUUUGGCUCAGCUGGUGUUUAGUUUUAUCAUCGUAUGUCUGAUGGUCAUCAACCGUAACUUAAACACCGACACUUAUGACAAGGAAAGGACUGGCGCUCUAGCCAAUCAUCCAAUGAACAUGGGUACUAAAUCUUAUGAUUAUAUCAGCAGUAACGGCGUGGGACUGGGUCCCGGACACUCAGCAACCAAAUCCAAUAAACGUGUGUACACGCGAAGUAUGGCUAAAGAGGCAAAAAAAUCUGGCAAUAGCUCGCAUCGUAGGCGAUCAAAUAUUUCAUAACGCCUGGAGUGAUUUGUAUCACUGUUUAUGUGAACUAAUCAUAGGCUUUGUGUUGACAUAGAAAUAGGUAUAUAUUUUUCAAAUUACUGUACGUGUACGAACGAACGUCAUCAAAGUGUCAACUGCAGGAUCUGGCAUGAUAUAAACAGUCGUUUAUUCAUAAAAUUUUAUAAUUUGAGUCAAUUAACAUCAUGUUAAAUCUA